Molecule: messenger RNA, 1710 nt
Organism: Ectocarpus siliculosus
Lineage: Eukaryota; Phaeophyceae; Ectocarpales; Ectocarpaceae
Source: the annotation of a GenBank genome assembly
AUGUCCCAACAGGACAAAAAGAUUCUCUUGCUGCAGCUGGCCGAUUGGAACCCGGUCAGAAAAGUGAAGGUGAUGAAGGCCUGGGAGGCGACUGACCCGGCGAUGACGGCUGGCUUCCUCCUUGAGCUCAUCCGAGAAGAACAAGCACGUGGCGAAGGGCCUGACAGCCUGUGGCAGUGCUCCCUUUGUCCGGUGAAGCGUAACGUAGAGGUCGAGGCGAGGAUGAAGCGGGGAGAGCACCGUCGGAAAGACCGCACCAUUGAUGCAGGAUCUCUUUACGACUACCGCGUCAAGGGUAGUGGCGGAGGACCAGACACCUACUCCUCUGCGCACGAAAGCCUGUUCGAGUUCAAGCAACAGCGGCACCAGCAUCUGCAGCAAGACGAGAGUCCUUGGGAGACAGGUGGCACUGCCGGUGGUGCCGGUGCCGCUGAAGGCACGAAGCCCCUCGGUGGAGCGCAGAAGACGCGAUACGUUGAAGACAGAGCAGGAACGGCAAGUGGAGCUGGAGAUCUCGCCUCCUCGCCUGCAAAGGAAUGCCUCGACAGAUCAGCGAUAAUUUCGUCGGGGCACGACCUUGAGCUGUGGCACACCGUGGACCACGAGAGGCGUGCGCUGCUGACGGGGCAACGCAGAGCCGACGUACUCAAGGCCCGGUGGGCCGAGCGCGAACGGAAAGACCGGCAGGUUUCUGAGCUACUUCGUCUCAUUUCCGAAGCCAACCUUGACGCCUUUAGCCGACACUCUCUCGAAGAUCGUGCCAUGGCGGCCCAAAACCUCCAGGUGGUGGAUGUCAGACGGAUGCUAGAUCUGAAGCUAUCCCACUCUGCCGCGGUCAAUAGUGGAGCGUGCAAGGACGAAGGAUUGAAGCGCUUGAACGAGCGGGAGGCCACCGCAUGGGCAGCGAAACUGAAGUUGAAAGCAGCCUUGAACAUGGACAGGCACUACGCCUCGUUGGAGCCCGGGGGACUUCCAGCGUCCCUGCGGCGGAGGAACCCAACCUCGAGCCAACCUUCGGAUUUUCUAGACGACGGCACCCCGGCGACGCCCCAGGGGGCAAUGCAGACGUUUGGGCGCGCCUGCCCGCCGGAGGACAAUGAGUCUGGUGCUAUUCGACUCUGGAAACGAGGGGCCAAGGAAACCGAGGAAGUACUCGACUUACGACGAGACGUGCGAGAGUGGCAGUCUUCUUGCGGGAGACGGGCUCGCUUCUCCGACCUGUGCGAGCGAUGGGUCGGUGUAGCCUCUGACAUCGAAGAAAAACAGAGGCAGAAGCGGAUGAUUGAAGCUGCGGAACGCGAAAAACGCAUGAGGGAGCGGCAAGCAGCGAAACUGCUGCGCAAGCGUCAGCUCGCUGAGCUUCGCGCCAACGCUGGCUCCAGGGCCACCGGUGAAGAGAGGAGGAAGGUCGAGAGGGACAAGGAGGCGGAAGAGAGAAAGCGGUUGGAAGGGGAGGAGCUGGAGCGUAUGAGCCGGGAGGAAGCCGCACAGCUCGCGGGGGGAGACAGAUAUUGGGGACUCAUUCGCGAGUUGCAGCGGCUCCGCGUUAUUGAAGAAGAACGGCGGCGUGCUUGGGAAGUGAGAAUCCGAGCGACCAAGGAGAAGAUGGUAGCAGUCCGGUGCAUAUCGGAGCUGAGCGAUUUCACCCACGCGACACCACCGAUCGACCCCGAGCUCCAGCAGCAGAUUGACCGGUUAUUGGAGAUCUAG